AUACAUCAGUGUGACGUACCGUCGUAGCGCUGCCUGUCGCCAUUCACUUCCUAACUGUGAAUCAAGACGGCGUCCCGAGCCCGUCACUGAUCCCGUCCACGGGAGCAGCGUUUCAAAAAAAAAAAAAGCGACUAAAUUGGAAAAAACCAUCAUCCAAUAGUGUACACCUGAACUGUGCGUUGGCGUGCGGGUGCCAUGUCAGCGAUCAACUAGCCGCUAGUGAAGUAGUGAAGAAAGCAUCCAGUGUUAUUGUGUGCGUGUGUGCUAGGGCGUCUUGCCCGUAUAUCGCCCUCAAAGAUGGACGUCGAGCUACCGGAACUUUUGUUUUUCGACACAUUUUCGCACGAUACGUACGAGCAAAAUCUGGAUCUGGUGCAGUUCCCGAAACCGGUUUACAUUACGGAGGUACGCAUCAUCCCGCUCGGGGCGCGGGUUCACGCUGACUUUCCCGGCGGUGUACGGUUGGGCGCUACCAACCCGUCGAACUUCCACAUCCAGCUGUACGUGAACGAUCUGGGCAAACCGGGCGCACCGAUCUUCGAGAGUCUCGGCGAGCUCGAGUACAACCAGAACAAUUGCAUCCACUUGCAAUGCGGGAUCGGUGCCGGUGGUUCGGUCGAGGAGUUUGUGCGCCGCAUCCCGACGGACGGGUUGGUGCUGAAGGGCUGGUACACGACGAUGACGCUCGCGGUGUACGGCAUCCUGACGACGAACAUUGCCGAACCGAUUGUGUCGCCACGCGAAACCACACCCCAACCGAACGAGCAGCUGCUGGUGGUGCCGGAUCAUCACCAUCAUCCGCACCUGCUGCACCACCACCACCACCACCAUCACCAUCUGCAUCAUCAUGGGGCGGGCAGUGGUGGCAUUGCGGAACCGACGUGCGGUGGGGGCGACUGGAUACAGGAACCACCGCUACCGGGGCUCGUAUCGACGGCCGAGACGGUGUUUGUGCAGAAGGAGUAUCCGGAGGACGAUAGCGAGGAUGCGCCGAAGGAUCCGCGACCGUACGCGCGACGGGUGGCGGCUGCAGCUGCUGCCGUCCUCUCGCACCCACCACUACCCGCGAGUGCUGCGAGCCCACCGGAACCGAUCUACGAACCGUUGGAGGCGGGGAAAAUACUUCCCGGCGAUUGUGAACCAUCGUUGCCGGAAAAGCGGGCCAAGGUGUGUAUGCCCAGCGGGCGACCGGCUGAACCGGUGGCCCCACCGUACGCGUACGAACGAUCGCCCCGGCUCCGGCGGCACAGCAGCCGGGAAGAGUUUUCAUCGCGCUCGCCGAGCCUGUGCAAGGAUUACGGACCGAUGUCGGUUGGGGGUGGGGGUAUAAGCAAGCAGCAACGCGACCAGUGGUCACGCAGUCCGGACUAUGUGGAACAGCAGGCACCACUGCCCGCUCAUCCGCCGCUACCCCCACCCACCCCAUCUGGGUCCUCAUCGUCGGCCUCGGUUUCGCAUCGAUCGUCGCGCCGGCUGCGAAGCGGUUCGUACGACCGGAUGCGCCGCGAACCUUCGUUCGAGCGGAUGGAGAAGGAGGACCGGCGGCAUACGAUGCGGCCCCGUUCACCGAUCGACUCACCGCGCCGGCCUCGCUCACCCGAUCGCAAUGAAUCGUCACCCGACGAGGAGGAAGACGAUGAGGAGGAGGAGGAGGAGGUGGUGGAUGAUGUGGAUACCGUGGACGAGGUGGAGCUCGAUGAUGAUAUCGAGAUGGACGGUAGCUUCCAUCGGGCGAAUAGCAGCAAGUACGGUGGAAAGCAUCGUAUGCACACGAUGGAACCGUCGAUUGAUCCGAUCCGUAUGCCGCCACAGCAGCAGCCAUCGCAAUCGAUGAAGCAGCAUUCGUCUUCCUCUUCCUCGUCCUCCAGCCGCGGUUUGUCGCAGCACCAGUCGCAUUCACACCACCAUCAACAUGCGCACCAUCACUAUCAACACGGCCAUUCGCAUCACCAUCAUUCCAGCCAGCAUCAACACUCUUCCCAUCACCACCACCACCACCACCACCAUCAACAUCAACAGCAGCAGCAGCAGCAGCAGCAGCAACCGGAACGGGUCAUUUCAUCGCCACCACCACAACAGGCGCAACUACCGUCCGCCGUGUGUGACGCCGUGUCCGUUUCGCUCACGCCCGUUGCCUCACCGACGACGGUCGCUUCCACCACCGUGCCGGACGAGGAUGCCAUCUCCGUGACGGAACAGUUCGAGCCGAUUCUGAGCGAUGAAGAGAUUCCGGAAGACUUUGACUUCGAACCGGAAGGGGCAGCUAUCGGAGGAGGAGGAGGUGGAGGAGGAGGAGGGUCAGGCAGUGGAGGCGGAUCCAGUGGAUACGAAACGGUCGAUGAGCCGGUGGUCACCAAACAGUUUGACCCGUUCACCACGACACUGGAGCGUUACGUACCGCCGGGCUGUGCCGGUGAUCGUGCGGCCGAGCUGUUACGCUAUCUGGGCCAUGGCGAGCAGAAGCUGUUGCGGCAAUUCGAGCAACUGCUAACCCAGGACCGGUACGGCCGGGAAGCGACGGGUGCGUUCGAGCAGGAAAGCGCCGAAUGGAAGGAGCGGUUCGUCGAUCAUACCGAGCAGCUGGUGCACGUGCUGGGCCAGCUGUUGGCGAAGGAUGACGUACGGGACGCGCUUCACCAGCAGCUGGACAGUUGGAUACAGGCCGGCUGGGUGGGCGUUACCGAUCGGCUCGUGAACUGCGUGUGCGUGGGGCUAGAUUUCGACCGUGCGAUGGUACAACCGCAGCCGGCGUACAAACUGCGCCACAUGAAGAGUGGCAUCCGGUUGGCCGAGUUUCUCGGUUCGCACGAAUCGUUCGUCGGGCUGCUGCUCCACACCCGGGACCAUUUCAAUCUGUUCGAUCGCCUGCUCGGGCUGUACUCGCAACCGCACAUGGCGCUCUCGAUCAAGCUGAUGAUAGUGCGCACGAUCUACGCGUGCCUCGAUACGCGCACCGCCAUCCACUACUUCCUGUCGCCGUCGUACAACGGGUAUCAAGUACUGCUCGAUCUGCUGCAGGAGAAUCCAUCGACGCGGUUAAGCUUUGCGCUUAAAUCGUUGCUGCGCAAAAUUUCACUGUACGAAAACCUCGAGCUCAUCCACGGCACGGUCGAGGAGCUGUACGUGCGUGCCGUUGCCGUGAAGGAGGAACGCGAUGCGAAGGAGAACAAGCGCAACGAUCAAGAUUUGCUGGAACUGUUGCGCAACUCGCUGACGGAGUUGACGAGCGCGAUCUCGCUGCACGAAGUGUCGCUGGCGCAACCGAAACGCUUCCUCCCGGUGUCGGCCAAGUUCGAGAUACACAAGGACAUUGCCUCGACGCUGAACGUGAGCCGGACCGUGGUGCAGUUUUGCAAGAUACAUCGGUUGGUGGAGUCGCUGGUGCUGCUGCUCGAUCUGCCCAUCACACCGCCGGCACUGUGUGAGCUGUGCUACAAUCUGGUUGCGUGCAUGCUGAAGAGCGUACCGAAGCUGCGCUACCUGGUGAACAGUCUGCCGUACACGAAUCUACUGCUACGGUGGCUGUUCCAGCGGCUACCACCGGCACUGAACGGUGGCUGCGGUGGCACGGACGGUGGUACGGUCGAGGAAAUGUCGAUCGCGGAACUGUCCCGUCCGCAGCUGUUGGGUGUGGAGCUGGUGUACAAGCUGCAGGCGCUUUACCAUCUGGACGCAAUCACCAGCACGAGCGUGGUGCUGCGUGCCAGUGACACGCCACCGUCCGCUGGCAGAAAGCACGAUGAGCUGGAGGAGGAACGGGACCGGUUGGUGGAGCAUCUGCACGCCCUGUACGAACUAGCGUGCGGGGCCGGCCGGCGGUUCGUGGUGGAGGUACUCUCGAUGGACGAUAAUUUGGCCGUACUGCUGCAGCUGAUCGAGCGCGAGCAACGUGCGUCCGUGAAGGAGGAGGGUAGCAGCGCGGCUGCCGCCACCACCAAACACAAAUCCCCCAUCAUCGGUUACUGUGUGGAUUUGGUGGACUGUACCGUGCGGCACGGUGAGGCGGUCGGCUAUCUUGCCCACCACGGUGCCGCCCUGCUCGCCCUGGUCAAACAGCACGAACAGUUCGAGCCGAGCGUUGGGGCGACCCUGCACGAGCUGGCCGUCUAUCUGAAGCCGCUCGAGCUGCACGAUCUGUUCGCGUACAUCGAGAUCGGUCCGCUGGUGGAGCUGAUGCGCCGCAGCCUCGAGUACGUGACAGCGUUCCCGGGCGAUCUCAUCACCGCGCUCCGGUUGGUCCGGCUGCUCGGCAUACCGCCGUACGAUGAUUACGAGCAGCCGGGCGGGCACGCCGAGUUCAAGUACAAGUACACGCUGCUACAGUUUUACUCGGCCGACGGGCAGGUGCUGCUGCUGACCAUACUCGACAAACUGACGCAUCACUUCGACCAGCCCGCGAUACACACGUCCAGCCUGGCGAGCCAGCAGGGCGUCCUGCUUACCGAGCUGCUCUGCCCGCUCGUGUACAUCCUGCGCAAGCUCGUCACCAGCCUGAUCGAGUGCCGCAACACCGAGUUCCGCGAUCUUACGCUGAUCGAGCCGCUGCUGCGCACGUACACGCUGAUGCAGUGCGUCCCGGUAACCUCGGCAGCCGGACCGGACGCGCGCCAGGUGCAACGGGAAACGGUCCGCAUACUGCUCGCCUACACGCAACCCACCCCACCGGAAGGGCUCGACACGAACAACGUGCACAAAAGCCUGUGGACGCAGAUGGUCGGCGAGCUGGUGCGGUUUACCCUCGCCGGCCCGAACUACUUUCUGCCCGGGUUGCUGGUGCUGUCGGAGUUGUUGCCACUGCCGCUACCGAUCCACUGCCGGCAACCCCUGCUCCAGACCGAACUCAGCCGGCUCAUCCAGGAGCGGCAGCUCUGGUCCGCUCACCUUCACCCGCAGAGUCCGGCCAUCGGCGAACUCAUUCAAACGCUCUGCACCUCCAGCUACACGCCGAUGUUGGCCGUGCUGAGUCGCGUCUGCCUGCAGCUGUCCGAUCUCGCACCGAACAUGACGCUGCUAGUUUCGAAAUCGUUGACCGAUCUUAUCGUGCAGGAACCGCUGCUACCGGGCGGGCUGGCCAGCACGAGCCAUGCCCGGUUGGUAAGCUUCCUGGCGACGCUCGUGUGCCACGCGUCGGUGAAGAUAUCCGUGCUGUCGAUACUGCCGGGGCGCAUCAUGGACAUACUGAUGGGUGUGUUGCUGAACGCGGGCCAAACGCCGGCCCACCAGCAAACGCAACAGCACAUCUACCUAACGUUCCAGAGCCUGUUCGAUGCGGAGAUUGCGCUGAUGUUUGGUGACACCAUCGAUCCGGCGCUGCAGCUCGCCUGCUCCCUGCCACCGAAGGACAUCGUCGAAACGUUCUGUGCCGCGUGUGCGGCAAACGUUUCCUGCGUGGACGUUGGGCUCGGUGUGCUGACCGCUGCACUGCGCACCAUGUUGCUGCUAACCGAGCACGACACCACCUUCGUCGUACUGAUGUCCAACCUGAUGCGCAAGCGGGAGGGAUGGUGUGCCGCGUUGAACAAAUUUGUGCGCAAAGCGAAGGAAAGCCCGAACACGUGCCGGGUACUGUUCACACUGUUGGCUGACUUCUGGCGCUCGCUCGUGUCGCUUGAGCACGACGGGUGUGUGAAUCUGCCGCGGCGCACCAUUAAGGUCCCGCUGGAACAGCUCGGUCAGCUGAUGCCGCUGUACGCGGACGGUGCGGAGGACGGGCUGCUGCUGCUGCAAAUGCAGUCCUGUAUCGAGCAGCUGAUUGCACUGUUUGAAAGCGAUGCCCCGAAGCAGGAACCUACGGUGGCGGCAGAACCGACCGAUGGUGCAUCAAUGAUGGACGCCGGCGGUGAACCGGAGCCGAGCACCUCAUCCGCUCCAUCCACCACGGACAGUUUGCGGGAUCAUCUUACCUUCCUCCAGCAGCAGGUACAGAUCGCACUGGCCGUCGUCAAAUCGGACCCGUCCAGCAAGCAGUCAGCCGCGACGCCGCCACCGCUGCCCGACUGGAGCGCGGUUACGGUCGAUCCGUUGCCACAGGCGGAAGGGAUCGUGACACAGUACGGUUCGCGCAGCGUUUACCUGCUGACCGAGGACUGCGAGGAACAGCUAAAGGCUACCGAUUGGUUCGGUUUCACACCGUGCGAUGACGACCUGGAACGGGAGCAGAUCCCGUGCGAUCUGCAGGAUUUGGCGAAGGUUUGCCUCGCCGGGGACACGAACCUGACGGCGGACUGUAAACGGUUGCUGCAUCUGUCCGCGUCGCCCCAUUCCAACCGGGACCGGCUGACGACGGCACCCUGCUUCCGGACGCGCCGCGUCGAGGUCGAACCGAGUACGGGCCGGCCGGAGAAGAAAAUAUUCGCAACACCAUUGCGCGGUCGUGGAUUUUCGCGUGCACCCACCACCCGUGGCGAUCUGUUCCGGUCGCGGCCACCGAACACUUCCCGGCCACCCUCCCUGCACGUGGACGAUUUUCUUGCGCUGGAAACGUGCGGCGCACAGCCAACGGGGCCGACCGGGUAUAAUAAGCUGUCGCGCGAUAUUAUCACGAUACGCGGCACGAACCGUAGCCGCGGGCGCAACUUCCCCGACCGGGGCGCCCGUGCCGGUGGUUCCGGUGGCAGCUCGAAUGGGAGCGGUGGUGGUGGUGGUUCCGGUGGCAGCAGCGGUCACUGGGCAAGCGCGUCCGGCGGUAACGGUGGCAAUGUUGGGGGUGGCAAUGUUGGCAGCGGUGGUGGAGCCGGUCCCAGCUGUUGGUCCUCUUCGUCCGGAUCGUCCCAGAUGCAUGAUGGUGGUGGUGUCGGCGGUGGUGGUGGCGGUAGCGGCAGUGGUGGACCGGGCGGCAGCAAACACUUUGGCCACGGAUUGUCCGGUGGAGGUGUUGGGUCGAUCGGUGCUGGGGGUGGUGGUGGUGGAAGCAGCGGUGGCCACUAUCGCGAUCCACCCAGCCAUUUUGGCGGUUCGCAACGAUCCCGCUCCGGGCGUGGAUUUAACCGGUACAGUGUGCGGGUGUACGGACGCCAAAUUUAAAGGACCACCGUUACGAUACCGCGGACAUUGUUGAGCUUAUCUCUUCACCGUGUUGUGUGUGUGUGUGCGGUUAGGCAAGGAAGAUAGUUAAGAACUGGAAUGGCGCGUUGCGAGAUCAAACUGUAGGAAAGUGGUUAAGGACAGUGGAGGCGAUUCAUAGUGAGAUUUGCUAGCAGGUUUUAAUUUUUUUAACUUUUUCAAACUGUAUCAUGUGUAUAGAAGCAAUUAUUAGAAAAUGUCCCUUUUGUAUACCUUGUAAAAUUGGAAAAUUGUUUAACAUUUGAAUUGCUCACCGCAAUAUCCCUUGUUUCGUGGCUUCGAAUGCCCCAGGCGCUGUAUUCUGCCCUGCAAGAGGAAGGCUUUACUAGCGUCGCUAAGUGUGAUCCCAUCAGCGGAACAUGUCUGUCCAUUGGUGUUUGGAAGUGCAGAUUUCUCAGACUGCUAGCUGCGACCACGAUACCGUACCUUAGUGUAGUAAGCAAUUAUUGUUAGGAGACCUUAAUUCUUCUGAGUUAGAAGGAUCGGCUUGUUUGUCGACCUGACGACGAAGAGUUUAUCGUUCUCGACCUCUACACCUCAAGUGGGAAGUGCAUUCCUCUUACGGGCGAACCGUUCGAAAGCCUCGGAUCGCGUUCAACCCUGGAUGGAUUGCCCCCAUUGCUUUAUAUUAGUUGUUAAGCUUGUUAGCCGAUUCUUCUCUUACUCUCUCUCUCUCACUCGGCAUAAAUGUGUAACACUUUCUCGAACAAUAACUAACCGUCAAACAUUUGGCUACAAGUAACAAACAUUCUUUCUUUUUCUGAUCCAUAUUUUGCUCAUAUACCCCGCGGUAGGAUGGUAUUGGGGACCUCCAAUUUUUUUAUUUGUUGCAUGCUCUGCUUACUAAUGCUUCUUUUCUUUUUUAAACUCUUUUUAACAUUUUUCUUUCUUUAAUCUUAGUAACUAGUGUUAGUGUUAGAGGGCAACGGCUCACCAACAUGUGAGCGGUGAGGUCUCCCCCCGGUAGCUUCGAGAUCGAAGUGGUCGAAGAGUGCGUAAUGCUACUCGCUUGGAAAUCGAAGAGCGCGCUCAGAGCGCAGGCGAGGCCUCCCGGUAGCUCCCGAGCUACCCACCCAACACCGUAACCAGAUCCUUCUGUUUGUCUUUAAGUGUACGCAACAGGCAGGCUAGACGUUAAGGGCAUAAGGUCUAAGUAAAGUCAGCGGGCUAUCUAUAUAGCACCUGAUGUAGAGGGGUGAAUCGUUGCUCCUAAGAAAAGAAGCACACCAGCUUUUUUGAGGUUGUAGGAUGUAUUUCUGAAACCUCCUUAAGGCUAAUACAAUCCCAAACCAUUGUGAUUGUAUUGGUGUGCUUUUUUAUUCUUCUAACUUGCUACUAAAUGUUCUACUGUAAUUAAUAAUAAUAUAUGUAUGUAUGUAUGCGUGUACUCUUUACCCCAAAUUUCUAUUGGCCCACUACUAACCUCCGAAAUUAUCUGUUCCGUUUUAUUCUUUCACUAACUGCUGUUAAAUAAUUGUAACCUCCGUACCAUAGUAAACGAACAUUCGUUUGAAGCGUGGGUGUGUGUGUGUGUCUCUCUUUGAGACACACACACAAUGAACCAAAUCGUAAAGGUGAAAUAUUGCUGCUUGAUAUUUGGACUCAAUCUGUACAGCCUGCAGAGUCAUGAAUUCAUAAAGCAAUCUUAAUGUGUAAGGUACUUUAAACGAUAGUUUAACAUUAACUUAAUACUUAACCUAGCUUAAGUUGUUGCGAGGAAGUGGAAUGAUCAAACUUUGAUGUAUCUCUUCGUUAUCUAGCAACUCUUCAAAUUAUGCUUUGGAAAUGAAAGGUACAUAAAAUUCGCUAUACCCGGUUUGACUCAAUUGUACAGCCUUGAGUCAAUUAAAGAAACCGUAUGUGCGAUUUAGAUCUAAAUAAUUUAAGCGUUCUUAAGAUUUCUUCUUAUCUGCUUCUUCUUUUUUUCUUCCUCUAUUAGUUUAUAAUUUCUUCGUGCUACGAAGUCCUUGAUAUUGUGCCCUUAAAGAAUAGUUAGACUUCAAACGGUAAACUUUUUGUUUUUUUUUUUUGUUUUUUUUUUUUUGAAGAUUUCCCUGGCUCGUUUGUACAGUUGCGAGUCAUGGGAACAUACAAUGAUGUACAGAUUUUAGCAUUAAUCGGUUUGUUAGUGGCGUAGUUGAGAGAUCAACUACCCCUAGGGGACCUCAGCAGACUCAGACAGACAGUUGCAUUCGUUACUUUGCUGUGUUGGCUUAAUUUCUGUACUUCAGAGUUAGUUGUGCCUCACAGCAGUACGAAUUUAGUAUUUAGUGUUGUCAUAGAUGUACACUUUGAUUUGUGCUUUACGAACCUACUUUUAAGACAUCCUGUGCAGCAUAGUUUCGUGACGAAACACACAGUUUUAUCACUUUCGAUGACCACAAUCACCUUUUGCGUGUUAGCCAGUAUCCAGUGGUCGCGGGCUAUAGCUGCUCGUUAAAAUCGGCAUCCUUUCGCACAGGUGUACUGACUGUUUCGGGCUAGGAGGUAAAGCUAGUAACCAUACCGUUGGUCCAUACUUGGGGUAAAUUUUGAAGCUAAAAUCAAAGAGAAACGCGACUCCAUCGGAAGAGACUUUACUGUACACAACUCGAGCACAAAACUUGAUAUCCACACCAUCUGAAGAGUAAUUUAAAUAGUAUCCGCAAAAUUCGCCAAGUCAAACUAAUGAAACUCAGCCCACCACUGUCCCAAAGACUUACUGAUACAGUACAGACAGGCAAACAGUUAAGCGCGCGCACACUAGCACAUGUGAAGAAUAUGGCAACAAUCCCAAGAACGUUACCGCGUAUCCAGUAUCGGAGCAAGGUCCUUCUAGUGUUAAGAUUAAGGACUACUGUCUCCUAUACUAUAAAUAUUAACAUAUGCAAAUAAGUAUUACAACGUCCCAAUUGGCUUGAGCUGCAGUGUCCAACUACAGUAUGAAUGAGCGACAUCUCAUUCGAUUCGAAGCUUUUAGUUCUCCUACCUAUAAUCUCUUCAGAAGGCGGAUCAACCUAGAAGCGGACGGAGUGAUCGCCUGGUGGGGGACCUCGUCGACCAGGGGAAAUCCCUGUUGGUUUUACUCACAAACGGUCGGUUACAGUAAGCAGGGCUUCAACUGCCAUACCGCUCGAGGUCUCCAAAGACCUUGAUCCGUCACUGAACCUCUUCCCUUAACUUUCUUGAAUCCUUAUUAGUCCUUCAGAAUUGCACGCGCAGCACUCUCGUCUGGUGGCUGCAGCUGAUCUCCCUUUAAACUCUCUUCCAUCCCGGUUCCCUCACCCCUCUUCAGCAGCUUCGUUUGCUCCUCUCCCAUCCAAUAUCCUUUAGAUUAUCAAGAAAACAAAAAUAACCUAACUAUCCUAAAAUCGCUAAAUCGAGCUCUUUCGAGUGAGCAUGUCGCUGAUGUCUAUCUCCAGACAGGCUGACAAAUUGGUUUAGAAAAAAAAUACCAUUUGGGAGUUGAACAACCCGCUCAUAAAGCAUGAAUCUCAAACUCGAUAUUGUCAACAAAAAAAAAAAAAAUUACUGUCAGUUUUGUAUGAAAAUGCAUGAAAAACCCCCCGAACAGUUUGCAGCAAAAUUGACGUCCCAGGAAAAGCGGCUUUUUGAAACUAACAAAAAAAUAUUUAUUAAAUUUUCUAAAGUUUAAAUAUUGCGCUACACAACCAUAUAAAACAUUUGAACUAUUGCGUAUCCAAUAAAGGAUGAAACGCUAGAUGUAUUUAAGUAAGUGCGUAAAGUAUGCAUACACCUUUCGAAAGUUGGUAAAACAUUCAAGAAAAAAUCAACCAGGCAAAGAUAAUCGAAACAAAAUUCUCCCAUUUUUUGGAUAAAUUUGAUAAAAUCGAACUUUAUUAAAAA
Messenger RNA from Anopheles stephensi (Asian malaria mosquito), 10908 nucleotides. RefSeq names its product protein virilizer (gene vir). NCBI's taxonomy places the organism in Eukaryota, Metazoa, Arthropoda, Insecta, Diptera, Culicidae. The record is from RefSeq and is a predicted model, not a curated record. Bases 298 to 7023 code for a protein of 2241 amino acids. Gene Ontology annotation, cellular component: RNA N6-methyladenosine methyltransferase complex. The transcript has 4 exons. Gene Ontology annotation, molecular function: RNA binding.